AUGUGCGUUGAAUUCAUCAAAGUCAUCGUGGAAUCAAAUCAGACUGAAAGCGGAAAAAAGAGCCUUAUUGACAAAGCGAAAGAUUAUAUUAGAAAAAUUGCGUCAGCAAUCGAUGUUGAAGGCGAAACAGAAACAGAAGUCGUUACUGAAACACCUUCACAAGAAGUUCAAGGUAAAUUUGCGCGACUUUACACAGAAGAUGGAUCCAGACCUUCAUCACCGAAAAAAUCAAACGAAAAAGAAUCGAAAAUAGACAUGGAAUUUCGCGACUACGAAAGUCUCGGAGGAAAGGGCCUCUGGAGUAAUUUUGAAGCGAAAAUGAAGUGCGAAAAAGUGCCGGAAUGCCAGUGGCGAUAUAAAUUCUGGGUUGCGAACAGUUCUCGAUUCCCAAUCUUAGCAGCUGUGUCUAAUUUUGUAGCCUUCCUACCGUCAGAGCCGUCUUACACAAUCGUUCGGGACGAAAAUGGGACCAAAUACAAAAUACACUUGAGCGAGCGCGCAGAAUGGCAGCACUCUUCCCGAGAACAGGAUCAAAUUGACGUAUUCUACGCUAGAACGCGAUCUGGCGAAAACACCAAAUACACGCUUCUUUUUUCGCACGGCAAUGCGGUCGACCUCGGACAAAUGAGCUCGUUUUUCAUCGGACUGGGGACGCGACUCAAGGUCAAUAUUCUGAGCUACGACCAAAGCUCGGGAAAGCCAAACGAGUCAAACUUGAACAAAGCUUGCGGCGCGGCGUACGAAAAGCUACUCGAGAAAUAUAAUGUUCGCCCGGAUCAAGUCAUUCUUUACGGACAGUCAAUCGGCACAGUCCCGACGACUGAUCUAGCAACAAAAGUCGACUGCGCCGCCGUUGUGCUUCACUCGCCCUUGUCUUCAGGCUUCCGAGUUCUGUUCCCACGGCAAAGAGAACAUGGAUUUUUGACGCUUUCAAAAAUGUCGAGAAAGUGCAACGCGUGA
Molecule: messenger RNA, 960 nt
Organism: Oikopleura dioica
Lineage: Eukaryota; Metazoa; Chordata; Appendicularia; Copelata; Oikopleuridae
Source: the annotation of a GenBank genome assembly